UUCUCUACCUCCCGUUUGCCACGGCUUCUGGUUUCCGAGCACAAAAGUCUCACUUUUCAGGAACGACGACAGAGGGGAAGAGACGAGAUAUUUCGAAGAAGAUGGGCUCAGGUAAUUAGGGUUUUAGCUAUAGCAUGUCUGUUCCUUUUUAUGCUCCAAUGGAUAUGGAUCAAGGCCUCGGUCAAUCUCCACCUGGAUUUGAUAAUGAACCGGUUCCAAUCAGUAGUUACCAUGAGGAUGAUCAACCCGUCCCGAUAAACACCUACAAAGAGAAAGAUGACUUCUGGGAGAAUGGAUUGAAUACCGAAAACAAGGAGCCUUCUCCUGUGGCUAAGGAAAACGGCAACGCAUCUGCUGAUCACAGCUCAUUUGCUCACGGGACAACGGAUCUGAACCAACUCCCACCUAUUCCACCGGUUUCUGCCGGUCAGGGUCUACCAUAUGCCCCCGUUGAUUUCCCCGAGCCUGGUGAUACUUGGUCCUGGAGAGUCGGACGGAGAGUGAGUUCAACCGGGAUUCACGUUGAUAGGUUUAUAACUCUCCCUGAGAGGCUUCAAGGACGGAAUAUCCCAAAAAGUUUUGGCAGCAAACCAAGUCUGACUCGUUAUAUUCAGGCAAAUUUUCCAGACGCGGAUGUUGAUGCAUUCUUUGCGUCUUUUAGCUGGAAGAUUCCAGCUCUCUUCCAGCCCGCUGCUAGGGUUGAUGCUGCAUCUCUUUUCGAAGAGACUUCCAAAGAGGGACAGAAUGACAAAGCCUCGGGGGAUGAGGCUGCAAAGGAUGAGAAUGCUCAAGAAGGGAAAAAGGAAGGAAACUCCCGGUACAGCCAGAGGAAGAGAAAACCGACGCAGACACAAACAUAUGAACCUGUUGAAGAAAAACCGAAAGCAACUCCCCGAACUGGCCAGAAGAAAAAGAAAGAGAAAGCAGCAUCUGCUCCACAACUAUCGAGCAAACAGAAAUCUCGACAGCAACCCGCUAGACGCUCCUCAAGGCAGCCUGGAGGUGCUGUGGACCUGAAUUAUAUGGACGAAGAGAAUGAAACAGAAACAUCAAAGACAGGCAAGAAAAGGAGACAGAGAGGUGAAAUCGAGGAAGAGCAAGUUUCAAUUCCUCAUAUCUAUGUUUCUCCUAUGAACGGUGUCCUUGCAGUCUCACACUCGCCUGUGGAUGUCAACCCGGAAGAGUUUGACUGCUACCUUGACUCUCUCGAUAACCUUCUUCAACAGCCUCCGGAAAAUGGGCAGGAGCCCUCUGUCCCUGUCAUCACCUCCCCGAUGAGAGAAUACGAAUGGGCUGAAGCCCGGAUGAAGCUUUCAUCUCUUCUCGAGAAAGAUUUCACUUCCCUUUUCUUCUCCAAGGAUGCUGCAGAGUUAGCUGCCUUGGCAGCUAAAAUCAGGAAAGAUCCGAGCCUUUCUGCUGAAGAAAUCGUGAAGUUGAAGCUCGUCGAAGAGAUGCCAUCGUUCAGCGAGGUUUUCCAGGAGAACAAAGAAGUGAUAGAGGAUGCAGACAGGUUCUUCUCCGCCCUCGAGCUCAACAAAGCUAAGGUUGCAUCACUCAAGUAUGAGUACAGCGAGCUGAAGGACAAACUGAGCAGUCUGGACAUGGAAGUGGAAUCCAACUCAGAGACAAUCCGCCAGAUCGACGAGCAAAUCGCACAGCUUCAAGCUAGACGGUCUGAGCUGACACGCUUCAUCGGGAACAAGAAGAAAGACAAGGCUGAUCUGAACUACGCUCAGAAGAUGGUCGCAAACUCGAUCCCGAAAGUCGUGCAGGAAGUUCAGUCGGCGAACACAAAGAAGUCGCAGUGGGAGAUGAAGAAGGAGAAUGCCCUUAAACGUGAAGCCGAGAUCCUGUCCAAAUUCUCUGCCUUGAAAGGCUUUUAUCUCUAGUUCCUCUUUUUAGUAACCAGUCUGAUUGGUCUGUAUGUCCAUGGAUCAUCGAGACUGAAUCACUUCCUCUCUAGACUGAAUCACUUCCUCUUUUGUUGUGUCUUAGAGUAGCGCGCUGUACUGUAUGUCUUCCGUUACUGUUUCCAGACAUGUAUCUUGCUUUAGCUUAAUAUCAUCUGGGUAUCUUACAUUU
This is a messenger RNA of Tarenaya hassleriana, 2082 nucleotides long. RefSeq lists its product as uncharacterized. NCBI's taxonomy places the organism in Eukaryota, Viridiplantae, Streptophyta, Magnoliopsida, Brassicales, Cleomaceae. The coding region runs from base 135 to 1889 and encodes 584 amino acids. The transcript is spliced from 4 exons. The record is from RefSeq and is a predicted model, not a curated record.